AUUUGCUCGGCUUGUAUCUCUUCGUAUCGGAGCAAAAAUGGCAGCGUGGAGUAGCAUUUUUCGUGGCACAAGCCAGAAAUUCUUGCAAAUCGCCGGUUUUAGAACGGCAUUGUUGAGAAACGAACAAACAAGAUGCAUGUCAGGAGAAGAUCGUGUGAUGCAUAUACAACCCAGCCGUUAUCAAUGGCAUCUAGUGAAAAAUUGGAUCCACUUUUACUUUCUACUUGGUGCUAUUCCUAUUGGCAUUGCAAUCACUUUAGUCAAUGUGUUUAUCGGUCCUGCUACACUUCAAGAAAUUCCUGAAGGUUAUGUCCCAAAAGAAUGGGAGUAUUAUCAACAUCCUAUUAAGAGAUUUUUACAACGUUACUUUUUUCCAUCGCCACAGGAAGAGUACGAAAAGAUGCUACAUUUUGUACAUCAUGAAAAUGAAGUUAGAAAAGUCAGGCUUCUUGAACAGCAAGUGCGCGAUGUGAUGAACGAAAAGCAUGAUUAUAGAGGUCCUUACUUCAAAGAAUUCUCUGGUUCCAAAUAUUUGUACAUAUAUAGGGAAUCUUUAGAUAAGUUGCCCUAUGAAAACAAAUAAAAUCCUCAUUUUCCUCAUCCUGAUUGGCUUUUACUUGAAAGUUUUAGAGGAGCUGGAAAAGUUUUACUCUAUCAGGUUAGUUUCAUGUAUGGCUUGUGUGUAUAUUCUACAUAAAUCUUUAAUUGUACUAUAUUCUGUAUAAGUUGUGCGCUGUCUCACACACAUAAAUUUGUUAACACAUAUACAUAUAUAUAUAUGUGUGUGUGUGUGUGUGUGUGUAUAGUUAUAUAGUUAAUAAAGUGUGAAUUGAA
Molecule: messenger RNA, 834 nt
Organism: Pseudomyrmex gracilis
Lineage: Eukaryota; Metazoa; Arthropoda; Insecta; Hymenoptera; Formicidae
Gene: ND-SGDH
Product: NADH dehydrogenase [ubiquinone] 1 beta subcomplex subunit 5, mitochondrial
Exons: 3
Coding region: 38-583 (181 amino acids)
Source: RefSeq, a predicted model, not a curated record